CUUGGACUCAACACCAGUUUCCGAUCAAGCUCUUGAUUGUGUGUACAACAGUCCAGACUGCAUUUUCCUUUUUCGAAAGCUCAGUCUACGAUGGAUGGGGACUUGCCUCGGAAUGAGCCUUUCCCGGCCCCGUCCAAGAGAACGGUUGGAACAGUCAACGGCGUUCCCACCGAGAUUGAGUCCCUCAGUUUCUCAGACAAAAUCAUGAUCACCGUCUCGCAGGGUGGACGACUUGCCCAGUGGAUUCAAGUGCCGCUUUCUGCACCCUCGUCAGCAACAGUGGAUAUGGCCUUGCCAGGGGCCGGUCUGAGCGCUCUUCCCUCGACCCAUCUUACUCCGAAGACUCUCGUUGGCGUCGGCAGCGAAGAACGAGAAACAUUGGGCCAUCUCUAUGCGAGCCAGAUUGCAAGUCAUCUAACUAUGCGCGACCCUGACGAAAAGAGGACACUCCUCCUGGGCUUGGGCCUGGAGAAGGUUGAAGGCGGCAGAGAGGCCUUCUUCGACCUGCUCGACCUGGUCGUGCAGGUCCUCUGAGGAAGUAGCAUCCGUAGUGCAAGGUCGAAUGCUCGGCAAGAACCAGAGGGCUCUCAGUUGUUUGUUCGCUUCUUCCUGCAAUGGGAUUCGUUUCUUUGGAAAUUGUAAACAGGCCGAAGGCGCAUUUGAGCUCGAGAAGAGCUGACGAUGAGUCGCCAGUGAUGAGCUCUGAACAAUGGCAGCCUCGCUGAUAGUGAAAGGGAACUCCACAAGACAUCGGGGAUUACGAGAGCUUUGCGUACCGUAACCCUGUACGCGAGAGGUCCGUGCUCAAGGUUUCCAGCCGCGGCUAAAUCUCGGAUUACCUAAGCAUUCUUUCUGUGCCCACCAAAAUUUACCCAGCCCUAAACUUCCGC
Molecule: messenger RNA, 890 nt
Organism: Parathielavia appendiculata
Lineage: Eukaryota; Fungi; Ascomycota; Sordariomycetes; Sordariales; Chaetomiaceae
Exons: 2
Coding region: 91-534 (147 amino acids)
Biological process (GO): proteasome assembly
Source: RefSeq, a predicted model, not a curated record